Molecule: messenger RNA, 7900 nt
Organism: Equus caballus (horse)
Lineage: Eukaryota; Metazoa; Chordata; Mammalia; Perissodactyla; Equidae
Source: RefSeq, a predicted model, not a curated record
AGGAGGAGCCAGAGGAGGUGUCUGCUGCAAGUUCCUGGCUGCUUCUGAGCUCACCCCAUCCUCCGAGAGGGAGGAGGCCAAGUGGUGAUGCUGCUGCUUCUGCCUCCUCGACUGCUGAUACUCUAGUGGAGCUGGAAGGGUGGUUCCUAUUCGCACCAUCGCCAACCAGAGAGGGAGGGAAAAAAAUCCCAGCAGCCGCUGCUGAUGUUGGGUUCGGAGGCUGCAUCCGACUCGGUCACAAGGAAAAUGGAUUCAGUUUGCAUCUCUCCCUCCUUUCAACAGCUUCUCCGGGUCUCAGCACGGGCUUCCAGGGCAGCAGCUGAGGAGACCCUACCAAGGAGCACCACGCAGUAAAUGCUGAAACAUCGCACUCCGGGAUAAGAAGCAGUAACAUGGCAGCACCUGUUUGAAAGGAAUUAAAAACCAACAGACUCCAUUUAGAAAGGAACAAUGUCCAAGAAAGGGCGAAAUAAGGGCGAGAAGCCCGAGGCGCUCAUUGUCGCCCUUCAAGCUGCCAACGAAGAACUCAGGACCAAGCUCACCGACAUCCAGAUAGAGCUGCAUCAAGAGAAGUCCAAGGUAUCCAAGCUUGAAAGAGAGAAGACUCAAGAAGCAAAGAGGAUUCGUGAGCUGGAGCAGCGCAAGCACACAGUUCUGGUGACAGAACUCAGAGCCAAGCUCCACGAGGAGAAGAUGAAGGAGCUGCAGGCCGUGAGGGAGAAUCUCAUCAAGCAGCACGAGCAAGAAAUGUCAAGGACAGUGAAGGUGCGGGAUGGAGAGAUCCAGAGGCUCAAGUCAGCUCUGUGCGCUCUCCGGGACGGCAGCAGUGAUAAAGUAAGGACAGCGCUCACCAUUGAGGCCCGGGAGGAGGCCCGAAAACUGUUUGAUGCAGAGCGCCUUAAGCUCUUACAGGAAAUUACGGACCUGAAAACUGCCAAGAAGCAGGUGGACGAGGCUCUAAGCAAUAUGAUCCAAGCGGAUAAAAUCAAGGCUGGGGACCUUCGGAGUGAGCAUCAGUCCCAUCAGGAAGCCAUCUCGAAGAUCAAGUGGGAGUCAGAGCGGGAUAUUCGGAGGCUGAUGGAUGAAAUCAAAGCCAAGGACAGGAUCAUCUUUUCCCUGGAAAAGGAACUGGAGACCCAAACAGGUUAUGUACAGAAGCUCCAACUGCAGAAGGAAGCUUUGGAUGAACAACUCUUUCUGGUCAAGGAGGCAGAGUGUAACAUGAGCAGUCCCAAACGAGAAAUUCCAGGAAGAGCAGGAGAUGGCUCUGAACACUGCAGCAGUCCUGAUUUGAGAAGAAAUCAAAAGAGAAUAGCUGAAUUGAAUGCCACAAUAAGAAAACUAGAAGACAGGAAUACCUUGCUUGGAGAUGAACGAAAUGAAUUGUUAAAACGCGUGCGGGAAACUGAAAAACAAUGUAAACCUCUUCUGGAAAGGAACAAGUGCCUCGCCAAGAGAAAUGACGAACUGGUGGUGUCUUUGCAGCGCAUGGAAGAGAAACUGAAAGCCGUUACCAAGGAAAAUUCAGAAAUGAGAGAAAAGAUAACAUCCCAUCCACCCUUGAAGAAACUAAAAUCUCUGAAUGACCUCGAUCAAGCUAAUGAAGAACAAGAGACAGAGUUUCUAAAACUUCAGGUCAUUGAGCAGCAGAACAUCAUUGAUGAGCUCACAAGGGACCGAGAAAAGCUCAUCCGUAGGAGAAAGCAUAGAAGAAGUUCCAAGCCAAUUAAGAGGCCUGUUUUGGACCCAUUUAUUGGCUAUGAUGAGGACUCCAUGGAUUCAGAGACAUCGUCCAUGGCCUCAUUUAGAACAGACCGAACCCCGGCUACUCCUGACGAUGACUUGGAUGAAAGUUUGGCAGCUGAAGAAUCUGAGCUACGAUUUCGACAAUUAACAAAAGAAUACCAGGCCCUCCAGAGAGCAUAUGCCCUCCUACAGGAGCAGACUGGAGGCAUCCUCGAUGCUGAAAGAGAAGCCAAGGCUCAAGAACAGCUCCAAGCAGAGGUGCUAAGGUAUAAAGCCAAAAUUGAAGAUCUGGAAGCGACUCUGGCUCAGAAAGGGCAGGAUUCACACUGGGUAGAAGAUAAACAACUUUUCAUUAAGAGAAACCAGGAGCUUUUAGAAAAGAUAGAAAAACAGGAGGCAGAAAAUCACCGGUUACAACAGGAACUGCAGGAUGCCAGAGACCAGAAUGAGCUGCUGGAGUUUCGAAACCUAGAGCUAGAAGAAAGAGAGAGACGAUCCCCUCCAUUUAAUCUACAAAUUCACCCAUUCUCAGAUGGCGUGAGUGCACUACAGAUCUACUGUAUGAAAGAAGGUGUGAAGGAUGUGAACAUCCCUGAUCUCAUAAAACAGCUUGAUAUCUUAGGUGAUAAUGGGAAUUUGAGAAAUGAAGAACAAGUGGCCAUAAUUCAGGCCAGCACUGUGCUGUCCCUGGCAGAGAAGUGGAUCCAGCAAAUAGAGGGAGCAGAGGCUGCCCUGCAUCAGAAAAUGAUGGAAUUGGAAAGUGAUAUGGAACAAUUCUGCAAAAUCAAAGGCUAUCUGGAGGAAGAACUAGACUACAGGAAACAAGCUCUGGACCAAGCAUACAUGAGGAUCCAGGAACUAGAAGCUACUUUGUACAAUGCUCUGCAGCAAGAAACUGUUAUCAAGUUUGGUGAAUUAUUAAGUGAAAAACAGCAAGAGGAGUUGAGGACGGCAGUAGAAAAGUUACGGCGGCAGAUGCUGAGGAAGAGCAGAGAGUAUGACUGUCAGAUUCUUCAGGAGAGAAUGGAGCUCUUACAGCAAGCCCAUCAGAGAAUCCGUGACUUAGAAGAUAAAACAGACAUCCAGAAAAGACAAAUAAAAGACUUAGAAGAAAAGUUUCUGUUCCUGUUCUUGUUCUUUUCUCUUGCCUUUAUUCUAUGGCCUUGAUGUCAAGGUGCCUCUUAAAGGUGGAGCUUAUGGAAGGCAUUCCACAGAUGACAGAUGAGAAGUGGAUCACAGUGACCCCAACUAAACUGGCAACUAAGGCGAAGGACCCAGGCGAAUGUAACAUAAGAAAUAAAAGCAGAUUUGAUGCUUCUUUGGCCUUCUGUCACAUCUGUGUUCCUCCACAAGCAACAGACUGAUCUCAUUCAUAUUGAAAAUUAAGAAGAAGAUGCUCUAAGUCACAAGCUCCCUGACACAGUUCUGUUUAGAAUGCCAACGUCGCUAGGGAACAUGGGCCAGAGAGCAUCUCUGAAUCUUCCAAUUUCCAAAAUACUGGUUUUCAAGUGGCUGCUUAAAAUUGCCUGCAUAAAUAUAUGAUUUGAGUAAAAACACAAUAGAGGCAAUAAGUAAACUCUACCACCAGUUAAGUUUGCCACAGAGAUGUGAAUGUUACAACAAAAUGAUUUUUUUAUAAGUAUCCUGAUAUGCCUAGAGCAUUCUGACCUCUUAUCAUUUAGACUGAUAACAUUUUUUCCCAGAGAGCUGACAGCAACAAGAUAGCUCUACUUUUUUAUAUAGAAGUAACAUUAUGUUACUGAUAAGGUCAUUUUCUACCAGAGACAAUGAGAAGACUGGUACUUUUCCUAAGUUAUGUAAUACUGAGUCUUGGAUUCAGCUCUGAGAGCAAAUAAAUGUUCCUGAAAAGCUAAUUUUACACCUCAUUUACUGUAGAUGACAAAACAGCCUCAAUUUUUCAAAUUGUCAAGGUUUUAUUUACAGGGCUAGAAUUCCCAUGCAUAAAGAAUGUGUGUAGGGAGCCAGAAACACUUUCUAUGAAAUGAUACACAAAUCCUUCCUUACGUGGGUUCAGUAUCGCAUUCUUUGGUUUUAGCACUGGCAUUUUCAAAGCCAGAACAAUAACUGAAGAAUGUACAAGAAAAGCUGGAAUGCUGGGGUCCCACUUUUUGUUCUUAUAUUUACUGCUGACCCAGGUAUCUUUGGCCCAGUCACUUAACCUCUCUGUGCCUCAGUUUCCUCAUCUGCAAAAUGAGGUUCAAAUGCUUUUACAUAAAGGUUUUUUUUUUUUGAAAUUCUGGAACAAGAGGUGCUUAAAGUAGCACAAUGUGCUUUGUAAUUAUUCUGACUGCUGUGUUAUUUGACUUUCUUGUAUUGUUGAGAAAAAGAGUCCCCUGUGUAAUAAAAUAGUGCUUCCAUUUGGUUAAAUCUAAGCACUACAGCACUGAAGCUUUCCCAUCAAACUACCUGGGACAUUACUAGCAAUAAAGAUUGAGAGAUCCAGAGCCAGGAUCUCUAACAAGCUAAAGUAAAUCGAUCAUCUCAUGCUAUUGAGGAAGACAGAAGAAUGCGUCAUUUCAAUGAUAAGCAUCCCCUAGCUCUCCCUAUUACAUAUGCAUGCUGUGCUACAAAACUCCACUUUUCUCUUAGGAGAGCCAACCAUGAAAUUAAGGCUUUGAGUGAACUGAUAGCAUCACGUGAUUAGUCUGAUUAUCCAUUUCAUUUUGGAGGAAGCCCCAGUGAUAUGACCUACUGGGAAUAUACAAAAUAACUAUCCUUCUGCUGGAUUCUUUGUUCAACUGCGUAGGUUCCACAAUAAACAUGAAUAGUACAUUCAUUGUGCAGGCAAUGUGAAAGAGGGUGCCACUGCAGUCUGUGACCCCAUCCUUUCAAAUCUCAGAAUAUAUGGAAGGGGAUAAAUUAUUCUCGCAUCUCUUUGACUUUUCUCUUCCCUUGCUCUUCAUUGGCCAUUCCAGGGUCCAUCUGAGCAAAUUCCUACUCCAACUACUCCAUCAAACCUACUUUCCUUCUCUUCCUCUUUCUCUCCCCAUCAAGAAACUUGUAGGUUAAAUUUUAUAUCCAAGCACUGAUUAUGGUUUAAAUGAUUAAAAACAUUUGUAAAAAUAGUGUGGUUUAAUCAUAUACCUUAUCUGCUAUAAAUCUGAUUAUAUCAUACACACACAAAGUCAUACGAGAGCAAUGACAGCUAGGCAAACCAUCAGCAGCUUUAGAUGUGUUUAGGGCAAAUGCAAAAGGAGGAUUCUUUCUUUUUGCUUAAGAUCGAGGAGAUUAGCGAAUUUCUCUAGAUUCGAGGCUAAAGGGUGAUAUUUUUACCAAGUCUUACUAAUGACCCUCAAAAUUAAUAUAUCAUUUGAUAAGCCUAAAUAUUUUGAUAGAUUCCUCUCUUUGUUAUCCAUUUCCACAAUUACAAAAACAUUAGCAAAAUUGUAGAUGUAUGUUUCAGUCACUGAUGGAUCCAUGGGAGUGGAUCAUGUCUAAAGGAAAGCUUCCCUUGCAUAUGAUGUUCAGCAAUACUAAUAAUGAGUGUGUUGUUGAUAACGAAGAGAUUUACUGUGGCUCCACUUCUUACAGAGAGCACACGUUCCCACUCUGAUCUUUCAUCUCUGCGCCUUAACUAUCCUGAUACAUUUCUCUAAUGACUUAGUCGCAAUCAGAAUAACAUUCUUCAGGGUUCAUUUACUUAAUGUUUCUUAACAAAGUAUUUAUCUCUUGGAAAAUAAACGUAACUGAAAAUAUUGAAAAAUAGUUUGAAAUAAAAUGAAAGCCCCAAUUCAUCACAGUUAUUCAGGGCAGGAAAAUUUUCACGAGAAAGGAAAAACAUGGAAUACUAUAUUUGGCUAUACUACUAGAAAGCAUCUGUUACUAAAUCACUGUCUAACUGUGUUUUAACGCCACCCAAGUUUUAGGAAACGCUAGACCUAUGUCAUAUAAAUGAAAUUACUGCCAAUAGUGAGGUUUUAGGAGUGGAAGAAUAAAUUUUGCUUUGAUUUUUCUUACAUUCACAAAUAACUGCUCACAGCAGUGGUGUGGUUGUUCAGUAGGAUAGAGAUGAUGUAGAAGGCUCAUGGGUCAUCACUGGAGUAGAAAGGGGACAUUUGUUCUUCACUAGUAAUAGAAGAAAUAAAGUUUUGCCAAAUAAAUGCUGUAUUUUAUUUCAACUUACUUUGAUUGUUUUCAGUUUAAAAUAAAUCUCUGGCAAACUUGUUCCUUUUUGCCUGUUAUCAACUUUUUCUGUAAAUCCAUUGUGUAGUUCACAUCUUCAAUGUCUUCAAUGUAAUGCAUACGUUCAUUGUUUUAAAAUGAAACAUGUCUUUUUAACUUGCCUAGGUUUUCAUGGAAACUGUAAAGAUAAUGUUUAUGAGUUUUAUGUUGAUGUUUUAUUAACUGGAUCAUGUGUGUUAUGUUACAUCAAAAUAGAUGGAUAGCGUAGACAUUGUAUUUUUUAAAUACUGCAUUUUUUUGAUCUGUCAAAAAGUGGCACAGAAUAUAUAUAUUUAUCUACUAUAUUGAAAAAGUUCAACAUAACUUUUGCGGGAUCAAGAAUCAAAGGAAUCUUGGAUGACUGUUUAUGUCAUGAGUUAACGCUUCCAGGAUGGGCCCGAGGUCUUCCUUAAGUGGACCUCUACUUUCUAAAGGGAAAAAAGUAGGUCACAAGGUCCUGAGGGAUGAAAGCUUCAUUCUGUUCAACUGCCUUGUCAUUUCUAUGUAAUAAAUUAUCUUGAGACUGAAUUUCAAGCAUAUUGGCAAGAGGAUUCCAGACAUAAUAGAAGGUUGGAGCUGAUCCUCUGAUUCCAUUCCAGUACCGGGCAGGGCAGUUUUCACAUGCCUUUGCUGCUUUUAGUUUGGCAGCUUAGUUCUUCCUAAAUAAACGUUCUGUUCUUGAGAGUCCAAGUCCAAUGUUUAAUCAAAAUUACUAAAGAUAUACACCGAGAGGCAAUGUGGCAAAAAGGAAAGGGUUAUAAUUUGCCAUAUUCAACCUGGGGUCUCAAACUCAGAGGUACAGGUAGGUGAUUGGGUCAAGUUCCUCUUUCUGUCUUUGUAUUUUUGCACUGAGGUCUUGUGCCCAUGCUUAUAUCUCCAUCCUUGUUAUAUCAAAGUUUUGUAGGAUGGGAGUGGUGUAGACAAACAUCUCUCAGGCCAACUUUGCCUGCAAUCAAGACUCCACAAACUUGCUGCAGUGUGAAUGAUGCAAUUUCCCAAAAGCAGAUCCCCUGCAUCCAUUAAUAAUAGCAAUUACUUAUUUUGAUUGACAUCUCACGAAAUGUGCCUAUUCUCCCCCAUUCACCAUAGUAACUUCCUACAAUGAGGCAGAUUAAAAUCCAAACACUUUUAUAAAUAUGUGAUGUCCAUAUAGACACAUAUAUAUUCUGUACAUAGUAUGAUGGUGUGAGCGCUUACUAGAUGUGUACUUCUGUCCUAGGAUUGAGGACUUAAGGAAGGAGUUUUUCUGAUGCUGCUGAGUAACUCAUGCUUUUGUUCAGCAUCUGGUGUCUGUGCUCUUCGCCUCCCUGCCUGCCUCUCCCCCCUCCUCCCUCAACUUCUGUCCAUCACUACUGUUCCCUGUUGUUGACUGAGGCAAAGAACGACUCGUUGGCUUUCCAGUUAUUCGGGCCAAUAACCAGCCUUGUGAUGCCAACGGUUUUCUGGGAUGAGCUACAGGAAAUCCAGCACAAUCGACAGUAUUAAUAUCAGCCAGAAGUCCUAUAUUUUUAUCAGCUAAAAAUCCCAUUCUAAGAAGGGUUCAUGCAUGUUUUAACCUUCAAAAUCCAAUCCUGUGGGGACUCAAGUAUAGAGCCGAUGUGUCUGAAUACAUAAUCCCCCAGAUGUCUAUUGUAUUCGUGUGGUCAGGGGCCAAUUUCUCAGAGUUUUCAUCCAAUCAACUGCCUCCGUUGGGGUUCUUUCUCUCCGUCUCAUUAGCAUGACUCCAUAUAUUGCUUCAGUGCUUGUUUAUUAAAGGAAGAAAAAUACAAAGUGACUGAGUUUCGCCAGAAUGAUCCUCUGAAGUACACUGAAAUGUACAUGUACUGUAUGUAUUACCGUAGAGACUGGAAUCAACUUAUUGUAUGUAAAGUUUUAUGAAUGGUUAUUUUAUAAUUUAUGUAUUUAAUAUAGGAAUCAAUGAGCUCUGGUGUUUUAGUUUAUAUAAAAAUAAAAAGCUGCAUUUUUUAAAACU